Messenger RNA from Calidris pugnax (ruff), 1381 nucleotides. RefSeq names its product glycoprotein integral membrane 1 (gene GINM1). Bases 186 to 1148 code for a protein of 320 amino acids. Lineage: Eukaryota; Metazoa; Chordata; Aves; Charadriiformes; Scolopacidae. The transcript is spliced from 8 exons. The record is from RefSeq and is a predicted model, not a curated record.
GGUAGCGUUACCCUGCAGCGCCUGAACCGGGAUCCGGGGCCGCCGAAGGCCGGCCUCCUGCCGCAGAGCGCCGGGGGCUCCCCGGCCCGGCCCGGCCUCCUCCCCGGCUUCCUCCCGGCCCCGCCCCUACCGCCGCCACCGUCGCUUGUUGAUGUUUCACUUUGUUUUAAUUCCCCGGUCGCAAGAUGGAGGCGGCGCUGGGACGGCGAGGGCUGCUGCUGCUGCUGUCGCCGCUGCUGGCCGCCGCGCUGCUGGGCCCGGCCGCGCCGCUGGGACAGGAAACAAUCAGAGUGGAUGUUAUGAUGCUGAAAUCCAGUGGAGAAUUUCACAAAGGACAGGUUGUUUUUAAUAUCAGCUAUGCUAAUGGGCAGGUGUAUCUGAAUGAUUUUCCUAUGAAGAGCGGGGUUGCCCACGUAACGUGUCAAACGGUAAUAUUGGAGAACGGCAGCUUGGGGAACUCAGCAGAUCAGCAGCGCCUGGGAACCGUCAGCGUUCGCAUCAUGGUUCACGAGUGGCCUUUGGCAUCCAGCUCUGAUUUGCAGCUGAUUGUCAUUCAGGAGGAAGUGACAGAAAUUGAUGGAAAACAGGUUCAGCAGGAAGAAGUAACAGAAAUAGAUAUUUUAGUAAAGGACCUGAGAGUACUUAGACAUUCAAACUACACUGUCCCUUUGAAAGAGAGCAUGCUGUAUUCCAUCCCGAGGGACAACGACAUCUUAUUUACUCUUCCCAACCUCUCAGGAAAAGAUAUUCAAGAUCCACUGCAAACUACCAGUCAGUACCUGCUCCGGCAAGCAGAAACUACAGUAGACGAAGAGGCAUUACCUGGAAAGUUACCAGAGACCCCUCUUAGGGUAGAGCCUCCGUCUUCUUACAAGGUGAUGUGCCAGUGGGUGGAAGACUUGAGAAAAGGGUUGUGCAGAUUCUGGUUUCGAUCUUUACCCAUCUUCUUUAGUUUGAUGGAAGUCAUUGUAGUUGGAGUCGUUGGAGCAGCUCUUAUUCUCAAAGUCUUAAAAGUGAUUUUCCCUUCCUGUGAAAACAAAGGCAUCCUUCUCCUGGACCAAGUCAGCUAUGUCCCUGUGAUUACCAUCAGCUUGCCUUCAGAUCUUCCAGAAAGGAAAACCAAUUUAGAUGAGAAAGCAUGCACUUAAUACUGUGGUUACUCUGGAGUUCCUGUUUAUUAAAAACAAAUUUUUAGUUGACCUGAAAUUUGGCACUUGAUCUUAAUACCUUGUUUGUUUCCUACUAAGAAAACUAAGUCAGUUGAUGAAUUGGUAAAGGGAUACUCAGGCCGAGGCCCAAAGCUGACUUCCCCGUGCCUCUGCAUAAACAUGACCGUGCAGCCUUUGCAGAAGCUUCAAAAUAAAGCAGCUUUCCACCCUGA